GAGGAUAAUGAAGUAUGGGACCACGAGCAACUCCUAAAGGAAAUGGCUGCCGAGUUCGCUGCUAUGGAGAGGAGUCCGCCCGCCACAGCUCCUGCUCGUCUUGCUUGCUUUAUCCACCUCUACUCGAUUCAGGUUCCUCCUCCCAGCCACGCGUGGAUACGGCCAGAGAGGCUAAGGCUUCGUCGUAGUGACG
Perkinsus marinus ATCC 50983 is the source of this 193-nucleotide messenger RNA. RefSeq lists its product as hypothetical. The transcript has a single exon. The annotation marks the transcript as partial. NCBI's taxonomy places the organism in Eukaryota, Perkinsozoa, Perkinsida, Perkinsidae. The record is from RefSeq and is a predicted model, not a curated record.